AUGGCUUCUCGAUAUGAAGUUGAAGAGACCAUUUCCUCAGCCAAGGACUUGAAGAACGUCAACUUGCAUUAUGGCCCGACCAGGCCAUACGAUGUUGUCUGGGUUAACCCUAACAACAAGUGCUCCACCAAGGUUGAUGAGAAGGGCGACGCAUGCCCUUUCUGGGACCAGAGACUUGUCAUCCCUUUGCCAGGACCCGUUAACGGAGACUCCACUCUAUACACCGACGUAGUCCACACUGCCAAUGAAGAGGGGACCAAAAAGUUGAUCGAAUCGGCUCGUCUCAAGUUGAGAGAUGUUCUCGAUGACGUCGGUAUUGGUGAACGUGUCAAGCGUACAUUGACUCUCAAAGGACCUUCUGGUAGGCCUCAAGGAAAAGUUGAAGUUAAGUUUAAUAUCUUAGAGCACUGUUAUGCUCCGCUUAGUGUGCAUUACACACCCCCUUAUGGUAUUCCAUCUCAAGUUAUGAUGCGUCGAAGAUGA
Molecule: messenger RNA, 483 nt
Organism: Pistacia vera
Lineage: Eukaryota; Viridiplantae; Streptophyta; Magnoliopsida; Sapindales; Anacardiaceae
Exons: 1
Coding region: 1-483 (160 amino acids)
Biological process (GO): defense response
Source: RefSeq, a predicted model, not a curated record